AGAAGAAGAAGAAAAAGAUAUUGACGACAGCAUUUUGUUUGAAGAGAAUGAUAUUGGUCAUUUCGGUGAAAUGUGAAACGAUUGACUGGCCUGCCUGCUUGUUAUGCGCGGUCUCCGCUUUCGCUGAGCGGAAUUUCGACUGCAGUUUAGUUCACUAGCCCCCGCCAGGGAGUAUCGUGGUUCCGUUAUGUCGCUCAGCAGGAGAAGGUAGCCGUUUACAGAAAUGUUUGACAGGAGGUGAUGACUGCAGUUUCUAAAUGUACCGUGGGAAUAAGCAAGCAAUGUGACCGUUCCUGCGGAGUGGUGAGCGAAAGGCCGUGUAAGGCGGAAGGAUGUCCCAGACGGUGGCACUCCGGGGGUUCCCCGGGUUCCCGUGCGAGGUUCGCCUGGAGUUUCAGGUUCCCCUGCCACGCAACCUUGCAUGCGCACUGUGCCGUGCUGUCUGCCCCGUCAUCUACCGGGCCACCUGCUGUCAUGCCUUCUGUGCCCGCUGCAGGGAGGACCUUUCACGCACCCGCUCGGCGGCUCUCCUCUGUCCCGUGGACGGUACUGAGACUUGGACAGAACGGAUUGUGCCAGAUGACACUGUGUGGAACUCUCUGAAAGACUUCACCGUGCUGUGCACUCAGAGUGUCAAUGGCUGCAGGUUCAGCGACUCUUUGGCUGCCUUGAAGAACCACAUCAAGGACUGUCCGUACAUCAAGAAAAUGUGUCCGCUGUGUGAGGAAGAAGUUCUCUCCAAAGACUUGUUCAACCAUUUGGGAAGUGUGUGUCGAAAGAGACCCCUGGUGUGUGAGCACUGUGGGCUCAAUUUUCACAAGGAGCUGCUAACAGACCACAAAGCGCACUGCUCCGAUAAGAUAGUUACCUGCGAACACUGUGGUGUUGAUGGCAUCCUUCUAGGGGAGUUGAGUUUGCACUACGAAGAGUGUGAGAGGAAGCCGUGGUGUUGUACUAUGAAGGAAUAUGGGUGCACGUUUGAGGGUCCUAGGAAAAGUUUGAUAGAGCACUUGACAUUUGAAGAUCACAUUCAGUACAUCGUGACACACUUCAAGGAGCUCUCCGUCAUAAACAAGGAGCAGCAAGAGGAAAUCGGGCACCUAAAUUUUCAGCUGGAUGCCUUAACGAAAGCUGUCAAGGAAGGCAACAGAAGAGUAUCUACGACACUCACGACGAUCAGCAGAGCUCUUCAUGCACAGCAGGAAGAAAACAAAAAGCUGCGAGCAAAACUGGAUGAGUUGUCACGGAUGAUUGAGCAAAAAACGAUCCAUCCAAUACUCAGUACAAAGCUUGAUGGCACUACAACUACGCACCACAAGAUUCCGAGAGAUGGCACAAUCGAGCGUGUAACGUACCCACGAUAUGUGGAAGCGGGACUGGUCUCGCGACCCGUGAGUGCACGGGGCACCACGUCAGCCGUUGCGUCAUCGUCAUCACGUAUCGGACGCCUGCCCAGCAACACCUGACAGCAAGAGCAGCAGCAGACAUACCCACUACAUUUCACCACAAGUUACACACACUCAAGUGGUGCAGCGUCUCACUCCAAGUCCUGAGGGGAACUGGGAGGGGACCCUCCACACUUUUGGCACUGCCAGAGUUUAUGGGCCAAAGCUCACUGGGCAAAAGCUUGCUAUGUGGCGUAUUUGUCUUUAGUUGCUGGACUGGGUAUUCAGAUUGGGCGACUUCCUAGGGUAGGACGGUUCAAAAUGGGGCCCCAUAUUCGGCUUUGUGAAUGUGGAAGACGAUAGGUGAGGUGUUGUUGGGAACAGUAGUUUAUCCAGGACCACAAACACGAGGGCGGGGUCAUUAUUACGGGUACGUCGUAACAGCUUUAUUUAUCGUUGCUCACAUAUGUUUAGAGCUGGAAUGAGCAAUCCCUUAAGUGGUCAUAGUUAAUUAAUACAUAAUUCCAAUAAAUUAUGUAUUAAUUAAUUAUGUAUCACCUUAAGCAUGUGUAAUUUGGAAUACAUAAUUCCAAUGAAUUAUGUAUUAAAUUAAAUUAAAUUAUUGAAGUGAAAUUAUUAAUUAAUUAUUGGAGGUAGGAAAGAAAAAUAUGGAGAUGGAGGCUCCUACGAAACAAUUAAUUAUUAAUCGAACAUAAUUUUGACGAAUUAUGUAUUCCAAAGAAUUUGCUGCCAAGCGUCGGGUCUCCUUUGCUGUUGAAAAUUGAGAAGAUUAUGAUUCACUGCCAUGAUAGCUUUUUGGAGAUUAUGUUCGUUUCCGGCAUGGCAAACGGGUAAAUUGUUCAGUUCAGUUCAGGUUUGCAGCAGGAAUUUGGUUCCUUUAUGGAUGCUUAAAAUUGUUUCUUAUCGUCCGUUAUAUUUCUUCACUUUUAUCUCUCUGGAUAAACCACACAAGUUCGCUGUUGCAUCAUCAGGGAUAAUGUGUACAUAGCACCUAUGCUUAGGGCUCGUAUUUUGCAGACGGUAUAUAAUGCAGACGGUAUAUAAUGGUACGGUAACUAUAUAGUUACGUCAUUAGGGAAAAAAAUAGACAGCUGGCGGUAUUAUCGACAGCGCGCAUACUAGACAAGUAACUCGGCGGUGACGCUAUAUACCGCAAAAUAAUAAGCAUUUCUAACAUACUGAAACAUUACUGGAGAUGUAUAGCGAAAUGUAACCAUAGAGAAAUGCCUAGCGAUCGGCCAGCGACUUACCACUCAGCCUCUGCCCAGUGAACUUCUCUCAGCAAGUUUGUCUGCCCACUUCUUGUGUUCACAACGUGUCGGUAUCUCCCGAGGGUUUCCACGGAUAGAAGACCCUCGGGCGUACCUUAGCACGUGUAGUCGACUGUAUUUAUUUAGCGUUCAGUAUUCGUUAUAGGAGUCUCUUCUAGGAGUAAUCUAUUUAUUGGAAUUGAGAAGAUGAGGAAGGGGAGAGGGGGGGGGGGGGAAACAAUAUUGUACAUAGUGGAGGCACGUUAUACUGCACUGCCAGCUCUUUUAUUUCUGCACAUGCUAAGCGUCUCUCGGGCUCUGGACUACGAACGAAAGCUAACGUGAACGUGAACAGGAAUGAAAAGUCGACACGCUUUCUCAUUCUGGAAGGUACCUGCAAGACAAUAGCAUCUGUGGCAAGGGCAUUGCAAAAAGUCGGUUAUGCUGGUGCUUGCAGUUGAAGAUUCUCAACAUCUGUUCCUCUUUAUGCAUUCCUUCUUAACCUUGAUAUAAGUUCAGCUUAGUACUUGUUUCCCUUAUUGACCUCUCUUUCAUAGUCGGGGCACUAUAUGCAAGGUUGCUCCUGGAUUUCUAGUCAUGCACUUAUUUACUGCAGAUGUAUUUUUAUUUAUUUAUUUAUUUAUUUUUAUGUAUUUUAAAAUUUUUAUGUAUAUUUAUAUGUAUAUUUUUAUUUAUUGAUUGAUUGAUUUUUAUGUAAUUUUUUAUUGAUUGAUUGAUUGAUUUUUAUGUAUUUUAAAAUGUUUGUUUAUUUA
This is a messenger RNA of Ornithodoros turicata, 3429 nucleotides long. Its product is annotated as TNF receptor-associated factor 5-like. Gene Ontology annotation, cellular component: cytoplasmic side of plasma membrane. Bases 333 to 1466 code for a protein of 377 amino acids. Gene Ontology annotation, molecular function: zinc ion binding; tumor necrosis factor receptor binding. The record is from RefSeq and is a predicted model, not a curated record. The transcript is spliced from 12 exons. NCBI's taxonomy places the organism in Eukaryota, Metazoa, Arthropoda, Arachnida, Ixodida, Argasidae. Gene Ontology annotation, biological process: protein K63-linked ubiquitination; tumor necrosis factor-mediated signaling pathway.